UAGAAAGUCCAAGCAUGCAAUGCGUACAUCAAAAUUUGCAUGAGAAAGAUUACUCGACUUUGUUCGAGUAAAACUUGCUACCAAAACCGCCAACCAAACAGCACAUGUUCAGCAAAUUUUGUAACUCAAGAAUUUGUAAGUUCCAUCCAAUACACAAUACAAAAUGAAUAAAACAAUCUUGUUUCAAAAUCACCAUAAAACAAUUAAGGAUCCGUUUCAUUGUUUCUUCUGCGGAUAAUAUAUCCUGGUGUGCCGUCUUAUCUUUUCUAAUUGAAACAGGUGGAAAUCACAAACCAUGGUCCAAAGAAAGAGGCGGCUAAACGGUCAGAGAGCGGCGCAGCUAAGGUGGAAUACAGAACGUGCCAAGAAACAACUUUCUGACGAAGUCGGUUCAGAAUUACAAGAAUUGACCAACGACGAGGUGAUCGAGACGAUAGAAGCGCCUGUAGAGGAGGACGAGGAGGACGAUCCUACUGUUCCUCCGACAAUUUGCAUAAUUUGCUGUUGUCCUGCCCACAAAAAGAAGUAUCCCACAAAAGUAAAAUUUCUGCUGGGACAAGUCGUCCCAUAUUCGCUCCUUUGCGACUCGCACUUUCGCCAGGAGGAAAUUGAACAGCACAUCGACCUCUGCGUGUCGUGUGUGCGACUGCUCGGAAAAGGGGAACGUUUACAUGAGCGGAUUGUCACACUGGAGAAGGAGUUGGACAAGGUGAAGAACAAUGUCAAGAAAUUGGUGCAGAGUUCCGCCCUCGUUAAGCAGGAGGAGGACGAGGACGGUGGAAAUUUGGUGGUGGGAAGAAUAUACGGAAAUAUUAGAGAACAAUUGCUGAGUGAUUUCGUAAGGAAAGAGGACGAAGAAAGCUUUUUCGUCGCGGACUGGUCAGGAGUAAACUUUUAUGAGAAUGAAGAACAGCAGACGGAGAAUAUUUUUAGACCGGAAAUUGGAAAUGAUUCCUUAGAAUUUGCAGAGGAUUCAGUAGUCGAAGAAGUUGUUGAGAAUAAUUCACUCGGUGAAGAUUCAAGUAUUGCAAAUAGAACCGGUACAGAUAUUGCAAAUUCAACCGGUGAAGAUUCAAGUAUUGCAAAUUUAACCGGUGCAGCUUUAAGUACAAAUAUUGUAAAUUCAGUCGGUGCAGAUUCAAGUAUUGCAAAUUCCAUUGGUGCUAUCGCAAAUUCAGUAGUUUCUGGUAUUAAACAAGAUUACAGAAAUUUUCCAGAAUUUCAGAAACUACACAAGGGUAAAGUUGUAGCUACGUAUUCGAAAACGACUCCCAAACGAAGCAUUGCUCCAAUCAAAAUUAGCAAGUUAUUGAAAGUGCAACACAAAGAUAAGAAAAAAUAUACCCUUAAACCAGGCUUUGAAAAGUCUAAAAUCUCGACAGUAAAGAAACCUAGAGUAUUACCAAUACAUCAAACAGGGAUUUUUGGUCACCUCGUGACCCCGUCGACGACUGAAAGAAGUUUCGGCCUGCCCUUAGUUAUUGAACCGAUAUCGGUCCCGGAGGUUCGAAAGCUACCUGAGCUGCUGACUACUACCUCCACAAAAAGUCAUUAUCCUUGUGCCAUUUGUCCAGAUAAGUUCGAUACCCUCGUGGAGGCUACUUUACACCGGAAAUUUAUUCACCCAGGUUUCACCCUUUGCGCUAGUCCAGUUCUAAGUCUCCAAUGCGGAAAAAUAUUCAGAUCUUGCGACAUAAAACGUCACAGGAUAGAAAGCCAUCCACUUCUUCGGUGUCCCGAAUGCAGGGAAUCGUUCACCACCACGGACCGAUUGGAAUCUCACGUGGAGUCAGCUCAUCACCAGGACGGAUCUGUGCCACCGCCACUGCCAGAAUUUGGAUAUGAUGUCAAACUAAUCCCGUGGGUGAUCCCGAUGACGAAGGAUGAAAUACGAGAAGCGAGCCAGGAUCAGGGAUUUUUUCGUGUCAACUUGAGGCGGGUGGAAAUUGAGGACACGCCGGAACACGUGGUGGUCGUUGUCGAGCAUGCUGAUGAAGCGCUCCCGUUUGGUUUGGUAUCUCAAAUGACGAAUGAGUCCAACAAUGAGAUAGAAAUUCUAGAUAGUGGGGCUGAUUCUGCAUCAGAAAAUAUUCAUAACACUGAAAAUACAAGAGUUCUAACUCAACCUGUGAAACCCAAGAAAAAGAAAACUAUUAUAUACAACUGUGGCGUCUGCAAUACAAAAUUCCCCGUACAAUCCGAUCUCCUUCAACAUUUGGCCGAUGCGCACAACCAGACCCCGAAAUUCGGGUGUUUCGUGUGUCUCAAAGAAUUCACUUCACUCAGUGAAUGCGAAGCGCAUGUUUUAUCCGACCACCCUGACGCCAAACUACCCGAGCAAAAGGUCAAAAUAGAGACAAGAAAAAUUAGCAGGAUCGCCGAGAACAAGUAUCGGGUGUGGCCUUUUAUGUGUAAACCGUGUCAGUUACGAUUCGUCUCGCUUCCCGUACUACAAAAUCAUUUAAUAUCGGAGGAUCACGCAAAAACGGUGGAACUAGGACGAUUGGAAAUUUGUCCACGAGAUGGAUGUAGCCAUAAGUACCGUGGCCAAGCAGCGUUGGAUUCCCAUCUGGCCGAACAUGAACAUCUCGACAAGAAAAUUAAAUGCCCCCAAUGCCAUUUUAAAUUUGUGGAUUCAAACCUCCUCUUACACCACCGGGUCCGAUGUCAUCAAUACGUUCCCACAGAUGCAGAAACUUUACAGCCAAUUGUGCAUCCGUGUCGCGUUGAAAAUUGCGGAAAAGUAUUUAACCAGAAAGGCCGACUCGCAAGACACAUGGCGACCAUGCACCGAGUAGGAAAACACAUGUGUGACCAAUGCGGCAAAGUUUAUUCACAGUUCGCUCAUCUCAAUAAUCAUGUGAAAUACGUACACGAAAAGGUGCCAGGAAAAUACGUGUGCGACAUUUGUGGGAAACAUUUCCAAACCAAGUAUUACACCUUGAUUGUCAUCGACCAAUUCAUGGCGAGGAGCGUGCCCAUCUUUGCUCUCAGUGCGGAAAAGCGUUCAAAACCAGGAUAAGUUUAACGAUUCAUAACUACAGUCAUGAUCCAGAGCGUUGGACGAAACAUUAUCCGUAUCGGAUUCUAGUGGAAAAACGGUUACAAACCCAGCGGAAAAGAGAGGCAGCUGCAGCGAUUUCCGGUGAUACAACUGCGACGAAGAGGAGGCGAAAAUCCAAUAUUUCGAAAGAAACAGAUAUAGUCGACCAAUUUGUCUGCACAGAAGAGGACGAGGGUCAAAUGGUUAAGGUGGGAGGGAACGAGGAAGUGGAUGAUAUUUAGAGAAAAACUAUAUUUAUUUAUUUGAAAUAUGGAUAUAGUCAAAUGAAACCCUUUAAUAUAUAACUAUAUAUAUAUUUAAAGUAAAACAAGACUGUAGCCUAUUUAGUAAACAAUUAGAGAGAUAAAUAUUUAACUAUUUAUAUAUAAAAAGCAGUAUCAAUCAGCCUUCACUCUCUGCCCGGACCGCUGUAUCUCCAGUCCGACCAGAAUGCCAUAAGACUUUUAACUAUGUGGAACUGCGUACUGCGAGUCACAAGGGGACGUUCACAUAAGGCGUCAUCAAAAAGCGACUUAAAAGUACAAAACUCAAAAUUAAUUUUUUCGAUAUGUGUCUAACAUAUCGUUGUUAGACAAUUACUGAGAUAAUUGGUCAAAGAUAGUGCCACAUUCUGUGCGUAUGUCCCCCUCCAUUCAUUCAAAAAUAUUUGAAGUUAGCUGGCAACCUCACAUAACGAGAUAGGAAAAGUCCAGGCAGAGAGUGAAGCCUGGUAUCAAUUAUUCCUGACUAUUUAUAUAAAAAGUGUAUUUAAAUAUAUCGAACAACGAAGUUUUGUACUCACUAAUUUAAUAAUUUAACGGUUCCCGACAAUCUAAAUUUGUACCUCGUCGCCUAAAAAUAUUAAAAAUUAAUUUCCUACAAUUUUAUGUACUUAUUUAAAAGCACCUAGAAAAUAUCUCAUCCUUCAUGUGUAUGUAAAACAUAAAAUCAAAACCUCUCCAUAAUUUUGUCUCACUUUCCUUCGUUUUCAAGGUUUGCUCAUGUUUUGCUUUUGACUUUUUCAGUCAAAACCUGAGACCGGGACUUGCUCAUCAUUUCAUCAAUCAGUCUAGUGUUCACCUUCUUGCGAUACGGUGUACGGUGCACGGGAAAUAGUUUACCAUGUUCUCUUCGUGUUGUGGCUAAUUUUUUCCAGUUUUUAACCAGACAUUUGUAGUAAUUUCCUAAACACAAAAUUCAAAAAAAUCAACAAAAAUUGAAAAUGUCCAAGCCAAGGAGAAGACAAUGCCAGCCUUCCUGCCUUCCCCCUGAAUAUGGACGUCGUCGCCACCAUUUGUUCGUUCUUGCCCCUUAGCGACAUGAAGACCUGUCGCCUCGUCUCGAAAAUGUGGGACGCUGGAGCCACACUCAUUCUUAAAAAUGAAACCAUGCUUCAUCUAAAUUUCAACCUCACUCCGACUGAAACCCAAAGGAAUCAAAGAUUUGUCGCAGAAAUGGCUCAAUCUGCAUUUAUGAAUCCACCCAAUUUACAAAUUGACCUCGGAGGUGCUCCUGAAUCUGAGGAAUACAAUGAGUUCGCAUUUGCGCAGAGUGUCGCCUUGUUCAAAAAAUUCACUUUGAUCCGAAGGUUAAAACUUCGGGGGGGUAUUACGCAAGCUUGGCAAGAUGCAAUGGUGGAAGCUAUUUUCUUAAAUAUUCACGACAAUGUGGCCCAUUUGGAAUUGGACUUGCGAUAUUAUCUUCAAAAAACAACGCCUACCCUGGAAUUUUGUCAGGGAAAGAAAUUCAUGAAUUUGAAAAGAUUGGAUUUCUUGUAUGGCAUCCCAAGUAAAAUAUGGGGCCGAAGGAUUUCAGCGUUUCCAAACCUGGAAGAACUUUCAGUGGAUGCCAAGUCUCUAAAACAUGAAGAAGUCCGAGGUCUAAAGUCACCAUGCCUUUGCAUCCCGGCGAUUUGGAAAUUGCGGAGGCAAUUUUUCGAUUGUUCGAUCAUAAACUUAUCGAUUACGUCGUCCUGACGGAGCGGGAAUAGCGAGUUGCCCUCCAGGCAAUUCCAUUGCACCUCCGAGAGAUGGCGAGGGUUUGGUGCUACGCAUCUAUUUGCCACUCCAAGCGUUAUAACGCAACUUCAGCUUUUAAAAGCUUGUGUACUAAUCGUUUGUACAUGAGAUUAGCGAAGUUGCAAAAAUUUCUGCGUAUUUAUUUAAUUAAUGUUAAUUUUUUUAAAGAAAUAUUAUUAAAUAAGUUCCAAAAUUAA
This is a messenger RNA of Folsomia candida, 5258 nucleotides long. RefSeq lists its product as uncharacterized. The coding region runs from base 296 to 3022 and encodes 908 amino acids. Gene Ontology annotation, molecular function: DNA-binding transcription factor activity, RNA polymerase II-specific; RNA polymerase II cis-regulatory region sequence-specific DNA binding. The transcript has 15 exons. Gene Ontology annotation, biological process: regulation of DNA-templated transcription. The record is from RefSeq and is a predicted model, not a curated record. NCBI's taxonomy places the organism in Eukaryota, Metazoa, Arthropoda, Collembola, Entomobryomorpha, Isotomidae.